GAUUCAAGAUUCUUAAUCUACCAAAAAUUGGUUGCAUGUUCUAAUAAAAGAAUCUACUGAGGAUUAUAUAUAAUUAAUACACCUGCGACGAAUGCUAAUUCAUGCAACCAAUGUAAAUACUUAUUUACUAACAUUAAAUGCAAGUCACACUAAUAAUUACGUAUCAUUAAUUACCUGGAUAUCUUUGUUUGUUUUUCAACUACUGGGAGAGUUAAUGUUUCUUUUAUUAGGAGAAGAAAUGGAUUCGUUGUCAUUGCCAUGGAAGCAAUGGACCAACUGUUGCAAGCGUGCCAUGCUCAGACUCUGAAUUUAUUCGUUGAGAGUUUUUUAAAAAUGAUACAAAAAUUGUUGGAAUCCACAGACCCACAGUUACAAAUAUUAGCCACGCAAUCUUUUGUCCGGUUUGCCAACAUCGAGCAGGAUACGCCGUCUUAUCACACACGUUACGAUUUCUUUGUAUCAAAAUACUCUGCCAUGUGCCACUCGAACCACAAUGACCCUGCAAUUCGUAAACAAAUACGGCUUGCUGGAAUUCAAGGAUUGCAGGGUGUCGUAAGGAAAACUCUUUCUGAUGAUCUGGUAGAGAACAUUUGGGAACCUGUUCACAUGGACAAGAUCGUUCCUUCGUUGUUAUAUAACAUGCAGAAUUCAAGGUAUUCUAGCAAGGAGGAUCCAACACCAGAUAGCCCAACGGAGGAACGAUCUGACCCACCGCAAGUCGCUGAAACUUGCAUGCGUGAGCUUAUCGGACGCGCGUCAUUCGGUCAUAUCAGAUGCGUUAUCAGGCCUGUUUUAAGGCAUUUAGAUAACCAUCAGCUGUGGGUUCCUAAUUACUUCGCAAUUCAUACAUUUAGGAUAAUUAUGUUCUCCAUUCAGUCGCAGUAUUCGUACACUGUCGUGGAAGCAUUAAUGACGCAUCUCGACGGACAUUCAAAGUCGUCACCGAAAAUUCGUACGAGCAUCGCGGAUACUUUAUCAAAAAUCAUUUCCAUCGCAGCCGGCGAGAGCGUUGGGCCAUCUGUUUUGGAAAUAAUCAAUUCUCUGCUGUCUCAUCUGAGAGUCAGCGUAACGAGGAAUCAAUCGUCCAGUAGCGACGAACAGUUGUACCAAGAGGCACUUAUAAACGCCCUCGGAGAGUUUGCGAAUCAUCUGCCGGAUUAUCAGAAGAUCGAAAUUAUGAUGUUCAUAAUGAGCAAAGUUCCAUACAGUCAACCAGAUCGCUUGGUCUCCGUUGGGAAAGGAGACGUGUUACUCCAAAGCAUUCUCUUAAAGUCACUUUUAAAAGUCGGCACUAAGUAUCAAACCAUACAUUUAAAUACCACGUUCCCUCCAAGCUUUUUGGAGCCGCUGUUGAGAAUGUCGCUCGCGGCAGACGCCGAGAUGCGACUUUUAGUACAACAAAUCUUUCAUACUCUGAUCGACAGGCAUCAGAAUAUCACAAAACUCGCGAAACCUACAGUAAACGUUGCACAACUUGAUCUGACCAUCGAGAAGGCAUCUAGACCAGACGUGAUCUUCAUACGGAAACACGGCCCUGAAAUUUACUUAGCGUUGUACGAGUCGCUAGAAUUGGCAAGUAACAAGGUGGAAAACGUGGAGUCUAUAUAUACGACGUUGGCAUUGCUCGCCGUCGAAUUGGCUUCGGAGGAGACCGUCUUGGAGCUGCUAAGAUUAGUUCUGAGUCUUCAAGAUUUGGCUUUAACAAGUGGUCAGAUCAGUAUUUCCCUCAAAUACAAUUUGCACUCGAUUGUCAUCAGUCUACUCGUGUUAAUAUCGUACGUUUGUAACAUCACAUCUCUAAUGGAUUACGCAAUCAAAAUCGUAGAAAUACGCCGGAAAGAAGCGCCACACCUUUUACCUGAUUUACAAUCUCAGUAUGAUUCCGGAUUGUCUGCUAGAUUGGCACCGACUCUGCUGGUCGAUCAAACUGUCUUAAGCGAAUGUUUGAAAGGAGCUGGUCUCGACAGUGGAAAACUGCAACAAGGGUCUGGUUAUAGCAGCAUUUCGCUACAACAUCGGCAUUCGUGGGUCGAUAGUACCGGACGAAACUCGCUGGCCGACAUUAAUUCUGGCGCUACGGAAUUAGACAGCGGUGGUUCAUCCCCCGGUGUACAAAAGAAACUGCCUGGUGAAGAAUUAACUUUCGAGAGCAUGAAACGAAUUCUAACAGAGAAUAAUAACAAUCACGUGAUAGAAGAAGAGAAACGGUUACAGUUAUCGCACUUAUUUAGAAACGCACCAUUCCAAGAUUUGGUAUCAAAGACACAGCCAAAGCAUGAUGUUCUCCAAAGCAAAUUAUCAGAAAUAUUCAAUACACUGUCCGUCGAUCCACGGAACGCCGCUCAACCCGGCGUGCCGCCAAUGGAUGCUAAACCGACUCAAACACCAGCCUAUGAAAUUCAUUUCCCAGAAUUGUUUGUUUAUUAACUUAAUAAGUAUUUAGUGCUGGCACUUUUAUUACGUUAAACACUUAUCGCCAAUUAAUAAUUAAGUUAAUUUCAACGCCUUUGGUUGGAAUAACGUGGACAAAUAUUUUUAGCGCAUUUUGAUAUGCUUAUACGUGGUGCAAUAAUGUUUAUCUAGCUCCGAAUAAUAAGCUCCGUAUGUAUACGUACAUAUACAUAUUUUGUCAUGUUUGUAAAAUACUUAUUUAUUUCUAGUGAUGUGAAUUAUUUCACUGUUCAUAAAUUAUUCUUGUAAAAAUAUUUUAACUCAUAAACUGGUGAUGCGCAAGUUGUUCAAUUCAUACAGAAAAUAAUAUAUAUAAACAGCUCGCUGUAUUAAUUGUA
Messenger RNA from Ceratina calcarata, 2789 nucleotides. RefSeq names its product protein EFR3 homolog cmp44E-like. NCBI's taxonomy places the organism in Eukaryota, Metazoa, Arthropoda, Insecta, Hymenoptera, Apidae. Bases 259 to 2427 code for a protein of 722 amino acids. The transcript is spliced from 13 exons. The record is from RefSeq and is a predicted model, not a curated record. Gene Ontology annotation, cellular component: plasma membrane. Gene Ontology annotation, biological process: protein localization to plasma membrane.